AUGGUGGUCUGCAUACUGUUGUGGUGGAUUCUAAAAGUGCUUACCCUGUCUUUCUUGCUGAAAACGACUCUGUCCUUAAAUCCAGAUGAUCCCAAUGUUUGUAGUCACUGGGAAAGCUAUGCUGUGACAGUACAGGAAUCUUAUGCUCACCCUUUCGAUCAGAUCUAUUAUACGAGAUGUACUGAUAUACUGAACUGGUUCAAGUGCACUAGACAUCGAAUAAGUUAUAAAACAGCAUAUCGAAGAGGACUAAGAACAAUGUAUCGGCGAAGAUCUCAGUGCUGCCCUGGAUAUUAUGAAAGUGGAGACUUCUGCAUACCUCUCUGCACAGAAGAGUGUGUGCAUGGAAGAUGUGUAUCUCCAGAUACCUGUCAUUGUGAACCAGGCUGGGGAGGCGUUGACUGCUCCAGUGGUUGUGAUAGCGAUCACUGGGGACCACAUUGUAGCAACCGCUGCCAAUGCCAGAACGAGGCUCUCUGCAACCCUAUCACUGGCGCCUGUGUCUGUGCAGAUGGGUACAAAGGAUGGCGCUGUGAAGAGCUCUGUGACCCUGGGACUUACGGAAAGGGCUGCCAGUUUAAAUGCCAGUGCUACAAUGGAGCAACCUGUGACCAUAAAACAGGAGAAUGUCAUUGUGCUCCCGGAUACACAGGGGUAUUCUGUGAAGAGCACUGCCCUCCAGGCAGUCACGGAGCUCAGUGUGAAUUGCGCUGCCCGUGCCAGAAUGGGGGAGUCUGUCACCAUAUCACCGGCGAGUGCUCCUGUCCUCCUGGGUGGAUGGGUUUUGUAUGUGCCCAGCCAUGCCCUUCCGGAACCUUUGGAAUUAACUGCAGCCAGGAUUGUCCAUGCCAUAACGGAGGACAGUGUGAUCAUGUGACAGGAAAAUGCCUGUGUACAGCUGGAUAUAUGGGAGACAGGUGUCAAGAGGAGUGUCCUAUUGGGACAUAUGGCUUUCAGUGCACUCAAAAAUGUGACUGUCAAAAUGGUGCAAAGUGUUACCACGUAAACGGAGCAUGUAUGUGCGACCCUGGGUUUAAAGGGAUUCGUUGCCAAGAAAGAAUGUGUCCAGAAGGGCUUUAUGGCCUAAAAUGCCACAAGAAAUGUCCUUGUAAUAUUAACAACACUCUCAGCUGCCAUCCACUCUCUGGAGAAUGUACCUGUAAAGCUGGCUCGGCCGGACUCUAUUGCAACGACACCUGUCCUCCUGGAUCCUAUGGCGAAGGCUGCCAGUUCACCUGCCUUUGCCAGAACGGUGCAGAUUGUGGUAGUGUGACAGGAAAAUGCACCUGUGCUCCAGGAUAUAUGGGAGAUGAUUGCUCCAUUACUUGUGGGGCCAGAACCUAUGGAGCCAACUGCUCGUCAGUGUGUAACUGCAAAAAUGAUGGUGCAUGUUCCCCCGUGGAUGGCUUGUGUCUUUGCAAAGAAGGAUGGCAGGGGGUUGACUGCUCCAUUCCAUGUCCAAGUGGAACUUGGGGUCUUAACUGUAACCAAACAUGUUACUGUAACAAUGGAGCAGCCUGCAAUCCAGUGGAUGGGUUUUGUCUUUGUUCGCCUGGAUGGCAAGGAGAGUACUGUGAUCAGGCAUGCCCUGAUGGAACAUAUGGCCUUAAUUGCAGUGAACGCUGUGACUGUAGCCAUGCAGACGGGUGUGAUGCUGUCACUGGUUAUUGCUGCUGUCUUGCCGGGUGGACAGGCAUCCAUUGUGAUAAUGUAUGCGCACAGGGCCGCUGGGGACCAAACUGCUCCAUCUCUUGUAACUGUGAGAACGGGGGAUCCUGCUCGCCGGAGGAUGGGACUUGCGAGUGUGCGCCAGGAUAUAGAGGACCCAUGUGCCAGAGAAUUUGUUCACCUGGCUUUUAUGGGCAUCAUUGCAGUCAAGCAUGUCCCCCGUGUGUGCACAGCAGCGGGCCUUGUCACCAUGUUACUGGACGUUGUGAUUGUUUGCCUGGAUUCUUUGGCUCACUCUGCAACCAAGUGUGUGCCAGUGGAAGGUAUGGGAAGAACUGUGCUGAGGUCUGUCAAUGUACCAACAAUGGCACAUGCAAUCCUAUUGAUGGAACUUGUCAAUGUUUUCCGGGAUGGAUAGGGAAAGACUGCUCUCAGACUUGUCCAGCUGGUUUUUGGGGACCAGAUUGCUUUCACACGUGCAACUGCCACAAUGGAGCAAUGUGCAAUCCUUACGAUGGAGAAUGUAGAUGUACCGCUGGUUGGACUGGGCUCUACUGUACUCAGCGUUGCCCAGCUGCCUUUUAUGGAAGAAAUUGUGCCAAUGUUUGUCAGUGUCAGAACGGAGCAGAUUGUGACCACAUCACUGGGCAAUGCACAUGCAGAACUGGAUUUACGGGCAAACAGUGUGAGCAAAAGUGUCCACCUGGAUCAUUCGGUUAUGGUUGCAAACAGCUAUGCGAAUGCAUGAAUAAUGCUACAUGUGAUCAUGUCACUGGUACAUGCUACUGUAGUCCAGGCUUCAAAGGAAUCAGGUGCGAUCAAGCGGCUCUUAUGAUGGAAGAAUUAAAUCCCUAUACUAAAAUUAGCCCCGCUCUCGGAUCAGAGAGGCACUCAGUGGGAGCAAUCAUUGGAAUUAUUAUUCUCCUUCUAAUUAUUAUGGUUUUGCUGGCACUGUUUGUGUGGUAUCGACGGAAACAGAAGGAGAAGGGGCAUGACAUGCCAAGUGUAUCUUACACUCCAGCCAUGAGGAUGACUAAUACAGAUUACUCACUUUCUGAUGUAUCUCAAGGUAGCGGCAGUGUACAUUGUUUUUCCAAUCCAAGCUACCACACUCUGUCAUGUGGUGUGACUUCACGCUUCUUUACCAAUAAUCUGGAUGGGAACAGCUCCAGUAAGCUCAGUAACAAAGUCCUUGACAGAGAAACUGCAGAUCGGAGACCGUACAGCUAUCUGAAUGAACUAGGUGCUUGUGGGAUGGAUAGACGUCAGAACACAUACAUAAUGGAAAAAAGCUUCAAAGAGUAUAUGAAAGAAUCUGUGUGUAGUUCAAGCACCUGCUCUCUGAACAGCAGUGAAAACCCAUACGCCACCAUUAAGGAUCCACCCAUCUUGACAUGUAAACACUCGGAGAGCAGUUAUGUGGAAAUGAAAUCACCCAUUCACAGGGAUUCGCCCUAUUCAGAAAUGCCAACCUCAUCAACGACUAAUAAAAAUAUAUAUGAAGUUGAGCCCACUGUCAGUGUGGUCCAAGAAGCCCGUGGUCGUAGUGCUAAUUACAACCAGAAUCCAUAUGACCUGCCUAGGAACAGCCACAUUCCUAGUCAUUAUGACCUUCUCCCAGUAAGACACAGCCCUACCCAUGGGGCAUCUUGGGACAAGCAGUCUUAA
This is a messenger RNA of Emys orbicularis (European pond turtle), 3336 nucleotides long. RefSeq names its product multiple EGF like domains 11 (gene MEGF11). The coding region runs from base 1 to 3336 and encodes 1111 amino acids. NCBI's taxonomy places the organism in Eukaryota, Metazoa, Chordata, Testudines, Emydidae. Gene Ontology annotation, molecular function: scavenger receptor activity; protein binding. Gene Ontology annotation, biological process: heterophilic cell-cell adhesion. The record is from RefSeq and is a predicted model, not a curated record. The transcript has 24 exons.